This is a messenger RNA of Westerdykella ornata, 1567 nucleotides long. RefSeq lists its product as uncharacterized. Lineage: Eukaryota; Fungi; Ascomycota; Dothideomycetes; Pleosporales; Sporormiaceae. The record is from RefSeq and is a predicted model, not a curated record. The transcript has 2 exons. Bases 1 to 1470 code for a protein of 489 amino acids.
AUGUCGCCCCACAGGGAGACUGCCCCCGUCGAAGAAGGCGUCGAUGACUUCACGAGCGCACUCAACUCGUGCCUCGUUGACGCGCCUACAGUUAACAGAUACGAAAUGCAUCAACAUACCUUCAUUGACCCUAUCGAAGAGCUGGACCGCGCUUGUGAUGUUUUCGGAGGCUGGACCGAUUAUGUUUACGGUCCACGCGAGGAGAUCGUCAACGCCAGUCCGGACGAUAUAUCAGCCCAUAACCAGAGCGUACCUACACAGGAGCCGGACAAUGCAUUACCUGCAAGGAGUCCGAUUGCAGCGCCUGCCACAAUGGGCUAUCUGACACAUCCGCCGGCUGUGAUCGCGGGAGCUCGACCCACUAUCCAGCAGCGCAGUCAAGUUCACAUACCCAAUAUUCCGGCCACACCCGAUCCCUCUGAGUCGAGCAGUCCUACCAGCCACAAUGGAGGAGAUUUGUGUCUCUAUACGUUUGCCAGAGCUCAAAGUCCAGAACUAUCUGUGGGACACGAUCGACUGUCGCCUCUAAGGACGGCUACCCCUGUGGGGUUUCGAACCAGUUCGCACUGGCACCAAGGUCAAGCAAAGGUUCAAGCUCCAGGAGUCUUUGGGGCAAACCGGCAGCUCGGUCAAUGUAGGGCAUGCAACAUGCGUUCCACGGAACAACUAACCAGUCUACCGACAACAGGAGCCUACCCUAUGGCAAGCAUUCAAACUGGUCGAGGGAUUGCAUCAAACGGUCAUAUCGUUCACCCUCAUACCAGUCUACCAGCUUCAGCACCCUACUUUACACCGACCUCCCCGUCGCAGGCGAGUCAGGGAACGCUAUCUAGCAGUACGAUCACGGAGGGGGGGAGCCCGCGACAAAAACAACCCAUAGCAACUCGCGAUUUUACCCCGACGUAUACGUACCAGUUCCCCGCUCUCGAACAGCAGGCCAAUCCCGUGAAUACUGCAACCACCAAGCCCUACGCACCUGCGCAAACAUUGGGCCCACAAGGGACGCACAUCCGUUCCAUCGCGCGACAUCCAAACUCGAGGAGAGUGGUGGGGCCAGCGCCUUCCUGUGCUCCAGACUUCAGUCUUCCACUAGACCAGCGCCCAAUACCCGACUAUUUGGAGCUCAUCCAAUCCAAUCUCAUUCAGAUACAUGAAUUGCGGCUUCCCCAAUAUAGCUGGAUGGACCGCACCAUGCCGCAGUUCAAGGCUCAGGCGAUGGACAAUUUUGAACGACAUGGAGCGAGGAACUGUGAGGGACUAUGUCCGGAGGCGGGCUCGGGCACUGCGCGAGAAGCAGCAGAGGCAGCAAGGACACGAGUAACGGGCGUGAAGGGAGUAGCAAAUGCGGCAGCAGUAUACGCAACCGGAGCUACGAUGGCCCCGAAGAAGUGGAUCAUGCCAGCUCAUGAAGUGGGUUAUGCCCUUGUCGAUUCCUGUGGCCUCGAAUGUGGACGAGAAGUUAGUAUGUAACCAUUCCGCUUAGGCGAACAUCCAACCCUAGGGUACGCCUGAAGAGUUCAGGGUUGUUGUGAUAUUAUGUGUAUUGGUCCUUGAUUCACAACUCUUU